UAUUUUUAGUCAAAGUACUGUUAGCUCCUUUGCUGAAAUGUGUCACGUGAUAACUGUUACUUUUCACAGCGCUUGUCAUCCUAGACCAAUAACAGUGAUGUGCUAUUGCUAGAGAUCAAGUGCUUAUUGAUUUUACAGCGAUUGUUGUGCUCUUACCGUUUCGUUUAUGUUUUGUGUUAUGUGUUGUGUUUGUGUGGAAUUAAUAAACUUACAUUAAUAUACGUUUUAAAUAUAAUGAUGUUUUCACUGAGACAAAAAACGACCGGAAAUUGGCUUUUGAGCCACCAAGCGCCUCCUGGAGGAACAAACCUUUAAGUGUAAGAGCAAACAAACAGCCAGCAGCAUCGAGACAUCUGCUGACAAGGGACACGGAAGUCUGGUAUGAGAUAUGGAGUGUAAGCUGGCUGAGUUCAGAGAACGAAAGAAAGCACAGACUGCAGCCAAGAAACCUGCUGAUCGUGUGAUCCAGAGAGAAACGAGAGCAAGAAGCGAUGGUUCUCCAGAUCAGAAGCCCAACACCUGUCCACACACUGAGGAUCCCAGUCAUUAUUUGUUGAACACUACAUGUGUUCGUUGGCUUCAGCGAGUGGCCCUCACCCGUCUGACCCUGCUCAAAGUGCUGCUGUGGCUCGUGCUGCUGGGACUGUUUUCAGAGCUUGAGUUCGGCCUGCCCUUUUUUGUUAUAUCGUUAUUCUACUGGCUCUAUGAGGGCCUUCGAAGCCCAAAAGCCCGACAACCUGGAGAAAUGAGUGCGUACUCUGUGUUUAAUCCAGAUUGUCAGCCCAUCCUGGGAACUUUAACAGCCGAACAGCUGGAAGGAGAGAUGGGAUACAGGCCAGCGGCCAAUGGAUGAACAUGUGUGACAUGAAGCAAACUUUGCAACAAGGAAAACAGUCUAAAUAUAGAUCUGUAAAGUGCACUUGGAAAACUUGUUUGCAUUAUAUUAAUGUAUAUUAGUAAUGAUCCGUUAACCUGUAUUCAGAUGUAAUAAAAUUAUGUUGUUGAUA
Carassius auratus (goldfish) is the source of this 1007-nucleotide messenger RNA. RefSeq names its product SAYSvFN domain-containing protein 1. The transcript is spliced from 3 exons. The coding region runs from base 389 to 853 and encodes 154 amino acids. The record is from RefSeq and is a predicted model, not a curated record. Lineage: Eukaryota; Metazoa; Chordata; Actinopteri; Cypriniformes; Cyprinidae.